UGUACCCAUCCAAAGACAUCUCUUAGCGAGUGAAAAGAGUGGCGGGUUAUGCCGCAUCAGGCGGUGAUCACCAGUUAUAUUGUUAUGUUGCAUACAAGUAAUCAAAUUUGAAUUGGCGCAUUCUCCAACGAAAAUGGCCAAUCAUUCCAACCCUGUUACGAAGAACGACCCUGGGUUGGAAUGCAUGCCCCAAGAGUUUGGAGCUUUCGUCAAUCUGGUUCAUGAUGCCCUCAAGGAGUUUCGACCUCCCAGUGGGUCGAUCUUGCAACUCCUCAUGCAAAACCUCCAGGGAUUCGAUGCCUGGAGGAAGGGCACGAGGUCAGACAUUCACCUGUGCCCAUUCGCAUCGCCCCCAACAUUCAAACGGAAAAUAGCCAGAGACAUCUUCCCCUUGAUUACCUCCUCUAUUCUCGUAGUUCGCGCCCAUUGGGCGAUGGACCAGCACUCCCCGGGCGCGGCAACAGACCUCAUGCCACUGGACAUUUCUCCGCACCAUCAUGGGGACAGGCGGACAGUCCCGUACUGGUCGAGCAAGAUACCAGAACGCCUGGUUGCAUUACAAACCACGUCCCAGCGGCUCCGUAUGAUGAGUCACAUCUACUAUUGUGCCGCCGCUCUGAAGCAGAUGAGCGAGUUAGGACCCGAGGAGUUUUUUGCUUUACAUCAUAGGAGCAGUGUCUGCACGCUUCCAAUGAACGUUACUCCUUUGCCAGCCCCUUCAUUAUGACACUCCUAAUAUCGCCACUUGUCCUACUCUUCGAUACCACUCUCACCAGCCCAUCAAUUCUCCCUUCCAUCACCGCCAUG
This is a messenger RNA of Cantharellus anzutake, 807 nucleotides long. RefSeq lists its product as uncharacterized. The coding region runs from base 134 to 727 and encodes 197 amino acids. Lineage: Eukaryota; Fungi; Basidiomycota; Agaricomycetes; Cantharellales; Hydnaceae. The record is from RefSeq and is a predicted model, not a curated record. The transcript has 4 exons.